AUGGGCGCCGUCAUGACAUUUUGUACCUUCGGACAAGUUUUUCAAACACCGGUUAAAAGUCCGCGAAAUUGUUCGCAGUUUAUGUCGGCUUUUCAAGUACCUUGUUGCCGCUAGAUCAUGAAUUUCCGUGUUUUGUAGGCGGAAUUUAGACACCAUGUCUGAGAAGAAUGAUUUUCAGGUAUUUUUGUAUCUUUAUAUGACUUAAAAAACAAAAAAUACAAAGAUUUAAAGUGCAAAACUAGAUUUUUUUACUCUUUUGAGAUGUUGCGUCUGCUGUCAAAUUUGACAGAUGAUUUGAGCGCUUCAGUUAAAAAAUGAGGUUAUUUAUGGUGAAAUUAUGUUUUUAUUUGUCAACUUGCAUCCUCAAUGUAAUAUAUAACACCAAGUAUUUAGCAGUUUAAGUUUAAAAUGUGAAUUUUAUCGAAUAAUCCCGAUUUUCAGUGGUUUUACUUCUUAGCAACAGUGUAUACAAAGGAAUUGCCUCCCUUCGUAACAUAGUUACAGACCAAGAGUAAUCGUUCAUGUUAUCGAUCGAUUUACUGUACUAUAGAAAUAUAACAAUAGUGAGUAACUAUAGUCUCUGUAGCGCAGUCGGGAGAGUGAAGGACUAACAUGUUAGAGGACCGAAGUUCGUAACCUUGAACCACACUUUUUUUUUUUUUUUUUUUUAAUUUUUUUAUAGUAUGCAUUCAUUAAAUAAAUUGAAAUUGUACCUGUAACAGUGCUUCAUAGAUAUUUUGUAAGAAGGGAAAAUAUUUGUUAAUAUUACCUCAUUUACUAUCGUACCUGAGUUAUUUUAACUGGAUAACUGGGACAACAUUUAUCAUUUUAUAUUUUAUUCUAGAUUAUAUCGAUUAUAACUAUCAUCGAUCAUACAAUUUUAUCAAUAGAUUAUUAUAUUUUUUUUACUUUAUUUAAACGCAGGAAUUAGAUGAGUUAUAUGAGGAAUUUGGCAUUGUUAAUGAGACAGUCGAGAAGGUGCCACAUGCACAUGUAACAGAGGACAAGUUAAAUGAUGAUUGGGGAGACGAUGAUGAUGACCAACAUGCAGAGACAAUCAUAGGACGUGUCCAUGAGUUUGUCUACAGUGCUGCAGAGGGCAUGCCGGAAGGAUCAGAUGGGGAGAGGGGCGAGGGCGUUUUUGAAUCAGAGUCGGACGAUAAUGAUGUCACAAGUGUACAAUGUAAGUGUAAGACCAAUUGUUUGUCGCAGUUUGAUGCUGAACACAUUCAAGGGCAUAUAUUGUCUCUCAGGGAAAUGGAGAAAGACCAAAAGGAGAUGUUUGUUAUGGGAAGUCUGUUGAAAAUAGGUGCACAGGAAACCAGGAAAGGUAAACGUAAACGAGUUAGAUAUAGAUAUACAUUUGAUGGCAAAACUGUUUGUAAAUCUGUGUUCUGCCACAUUAAUGAUAUUGGGCAGAGAACUGUUAAAUCUUUACUAAAACAUUUAAAUUCAAAUGGACCGGUGCCGCGAAUACAUGGGAAUACCGGGAGAAAGCCAAGCCAUGCAGUUAAGUACGAGGACGUGCGUUUCUGUGUUGAUUUCCUGUUAUUAUAUGCAGAAAUCAACGGGUUAACAAUGCCAGCAGCACCACGCGGAGCAGACGAGGCUGCACCCGUACUGUUACCAUGUAAUACUACGAAAGUGGAUUUACAUUCAAAAUACCAACAAGCAUGUGUAGAAGCCGGCGUAAGAUGUCUUGGUAUAACUACAUUUAAAUGUGUUUGGAAGCAAUGCCUUCCACACAUUAAGAUAAUGACGGCAAAAGAUGACGUUUGUCAUAAGUGCGAGAUAAUAAGGAAACGGGUGGCUGAUGCUAUAAAUGAGAUGGACAAACUUGAGGCAGCAAACGAUUUACGAGAACAUAUACAGGAUGCACAGAGAGAGCGACAGGUUUAUAGACAGACAAUAGAGGAGGCUCGUGAGGAAAUGAGGCACACAUCAGUCACAGUCAAUCGACCUGCCCAGCCAUGCACUAGUGAUUUAUCAAAAGUGCACUAUACAUUCGACUAUUCUCAAAAUGUGACAAUACCACAUCAUAGUCAACAAAUGGGUCCUUUGUAUUUUGUUACUGGCAGGAAAAUACAAAUUUUUGGCGUCCGUGUUGAUUCUGUGUCACAACAAUAUAAUUAUCUUAUAGACGAGGAUGAAUCAAUUGGUGCUGAUGGUACAGGGACACACGGGCCAAACUCAGUUAUAAGUAUGCUACAUCACUGCCUCGAAAACCAGGGAUUUGGAGAGAAAGCUUGCAUCAUGCACGCUGACAACUGUGGUUCGCAGAAUAAAAAUCGAUUUAUGUUAGCGUAUCUGGCGUGGCGAAUUCAUAUGGGGCUCCAUGAUGAGAUAACACUCCUGAUGGGAAUUCCUGGUCACACAAAGUGUCUUGUGGAUGGAGGAUUUGGACAUAUCAAGAAGCUGUAUAGACGCACGGACUGCGACAGUAUUUCGCAGGUGGCAUCUGUCGUGAGAAAGUCUGCUUCAAGCAAUUUCCCCGUGCUCUUCCGCAAGGAGGAUGGAUGUCAGAAUUGGACUUGGUAUGACUGGAAGACAUUUUUGCCGCGCUUCUUUUUACCAUUAAGGGGUAUACAGCGGUAUCACUAUUUCCGUGUUACGAAGGAUGCUGUAUACGUGAAAGAGCGCUCAACUGACGUAGAGCAGCAGGUCACAAUCCUAAAGAGAAAUGCUACAGUACCAGAAGAUAUUCUCCCUGCAGUUUUGCUACCGGGUGGACUUUCCCGCGCAAGGCAGCAAUACCUGUACAAAAAUGUACGACCUUUUGUACGUCAGGUGUAUCGUGAUGUGACGUGCCCACCGUUACGGGAAGAAUGACAAUUUAGAUUUACAUGUACAAAUGUAAACAUGCAUUAUCUUUGUCUGUAUGUUUAGUCCUUAGAUUUGUUAUCAAUAAACUAGAUAUUUAUUUGAUAUAAGAAUGAUCUAUAUAUUUCAAGUUAUAAAAUUUUGUUAAUCGUAAAUUAACCAAUAUACUGGGUACAUAAGUGCUGAUCCGUUUAUGUGAUUUCUUCCGUUAUCGUUUUAUUUUUAUGAUUUUGAAGUUUGUAACUUCAGAGGACUGUAAAAUAAAUUCAUUUGGAGUUACUGUCUUUAUUGGUUCUUACACAAUCCAUUCUUAACACAAGGCAAUUCGGCAAUAAACCACGACGUUCUUUAAAACGUUCAACGUUUAAACAAACGUCGUCGUCGACGUCGGAGCAACACAUUGGUCUAUGUACAUAAAAAGAUAUAUCUUUGUCAUUUUUCAAGUUAUUUUCGUCAAAUAAAAAGUAAAAUCAUCUGUAAUAAUUGGUUUCUAUGAAAAUUAUGAAACCAAAAAAUCGAAGAAAAUUGCCCGAAGGGUCAUUUUGUCAUGACGGCGCCCAU
Messenger RNA from Ruditapes philippinarum (Manila clam), 3381 nucleotides. RefSeq lists its product as uncharacterized. The transcript is spliced from 6 exons. Bases 1102 to 2829 code for a protein of 575 amino acids. NCBI's taxonomy places the organism in Eukaryota, Metazoa, Mollusca, Bivalvia, Venerida, Veneridae. The record is from RefSeq and is a predicted model, not a curated record.